UUAUGAAGAAAGUGAAUGGGGUUGGAGUGACAAGAAGAAAAUGGAAGAAAUGACUGAAGACACAGCCAGGUAUUUGAUUGUAAGGGACAGUGAAGAUAAAGGAGUUGCUCUUUCACAUUUUCGAUUUGAUUUGGAUGAAAAUAUGGAUGAAGUUAUAUAUUGGUAAGACCACAUAAUAUUCAACAAAUUACUGUAUGCUCAAUGAUCUGAAAUAACAAACUCAAAGAGACCUACACAAACAUAA
This is a messenger RNA of Exaiptasia diaphana, 244 nucleotides long. Its product is annotated as N-alpha-acetyltransferase 40. Gene Ontology annotation, cellular component: nucleus. Gene Ontology annotation, molecular function: protein N-terminal-serine acetyltransferase activity; histone H4 acetyltransferase activity; histone H2A acetyltransferase activity. The record is from RefSeq and is a predicted model, not a curated record. Lineage: Eukaryota; Metazoa; Cnidaria; Anthozoa; Actiniaria; Aiptasiidae.